AAACUAAAAAAUAAUUGUAAAAUCAUAAAACAAAAAAUUAUCACUUUAAUUAUUAAUUUACUACGAAUUUAUAAUUAUGUUUUAGUCCUUCCACUUAAUUGCAAUUUCCUCUUUUUUCUCAGUCCUAGCCACAUGUAAUGCCCAGAAGCAGAUAAUAAAGGAAAUUGCGGCAGCGCUUGUAUUGGGUCCCCAGCCCAAAUAUCUGGUGGUGGUGGGUGGAUCUGAAAUGUCGUCGCCACUCUCAAACAUUGUACCAAACGAGUCCUUUUCAAACUAACCGGUUUUCACUGUGCCUUCUCUUAUACCUUUCCAAUCAAUUUCGACUACGGCUCUGAAUGUUGAACACUUUUCAGAGCAGAUCUUUUCUUUCCAUUCAUGGGUUUUGCAGUGCUCGAGUUUUCCUCAAUUGGGUUCUGUUUGAUUUUUCAUUCUCUUCCUCUUACUAUGAUUUGAUUGUACAGAGCACAUGAAAGUUUGUUUCUUGUUCUUUAAUAUGCUCUUUUCAUCUACAUAUUAUUAGUUUCAAUCCUUCAUAUUUGACCUGUUAUUCUUUUUGUUGUUUUUCUUUCUUUCUUUCUUUUAUUUAUUUAUUAAUAACUUGAUUUUUGCGUCUGGGUUUUGAGUUCAAGCCCUCGUCAUUUGUUCUGAAUUUAUAAUUGUUUUUACUUCAAGAUUUUGAUCAAUUGUAACUGAAGGAAAAUUCAAGUUUUGUUCUGGAAUUUUUGAGAGAGAGAGAAUGGAUUUAUGGGUUGUUGCAGCAGCAGCUGGAGCUGGGUAUUUAGCCAAGUAUUGGCAAAACUUGUCUGGGGAAAAUGGGUUAUCAGAUGGGAAUUCAAUUCGUAGGCAAUCCAAAUCCCAAUAUUUGCUUCAGCAGAUGCAGGACCAAAAUACUCCAUUCUGCGGAUCGGUGCGAAAAGGAUUGGGAGGAGAUGUUUCUUUAGGGGGAGAACAUGAUGAAUCAGUUUCAGAUUGGACGUUUCAUGAAUUGGACCGACAUGGUGGUAGUUUGGCAGCUGGAAAUGCAUCUACAAGUGACAGUGAUGCUAAAGUUUUGGCAAAUGUAGGGAAUUAUGAGAAUUACAAUGUGCUUAUGACGAAGAAUUUUCCACCAGGAUUCCAAGGAAAAGAAAUUUUUCAGGGCAAUGCGAUUGGAAUUGGUGAAAAGAAUGAGGGUUUUGACAAUUUUGGUGAUGCUUUACUGGGAUUUGAGACCUAUAGAUUAGCAAAGAGCAAGCCUCUUAAAAGUAGAAGGUCUCGCGAGUUUUCUGUUAAACCGUUGAACCCUUUAGAAAGUUACCUCACUGCUCAGCUGUAUAGAGAGCAGGCUCAAAAGGAUGAGUUUGAGUAUAGUUCAGUUCCAUCACCACUUACACCAACAGUGAGGCCAUUGUUGGUAACUGAUGGGAACCGCAUAAUUAGCGGAGAUUUUAGUGAUUCAUUUGGUUAUAAGCUUAAGAACAAAGGUCGGAUUUCCUUAGAAGAGGAUAGUAAUACAUUGUUGGGAACCAAUUCAUCUCAAGUAAUUGGAUUGGUGGAGCUCCCGAGGAAACCGGAACAAAGGCGUGGAAAGAGGCAGUUGAGCAGUUCCAACACAGGGUUACCUGGUGGACCAUUUCAUUCACAAGGUUCACCCAAUGGAAUGCUUCUCUUCUUCAUUGGGAUCACUAUUGGCAUGAUGUCUGCGGUUGUAGCAAAUAAAAGAGAAGUGGACAACCUAAAUGAACUGUUGAAGCAGACUGAGAAUUUGGUUCGAGAUUUGCAUGAGGAGAUUGAGAUGAAAGAUAUGCUAACUGUGAAGGAGCUUGCUAGUGAAGAUAUUCAAUUCCAAUUCCAGGAAACAAUUGAUUGCUCCCGCAAUCGGGAACCAAUUUCAUCUUCCUCUAAAGAGGAAUUCACAACACACAAAAGCAAAGAGCCAGAUGAUCGGAAAGUAGAGAACCAUGAGUUAAUGAGUGAAAUUGAGGCGGAGCUUGAAGCUGAACUGGAGAGGUUAGAACUAAACAUGAAAGCAUCUACUUCGGAGAGGAUAUCAGAUUUUGUUGAGCUCGAUCCGGACUUUGAAGCAGACGUGGUUCAAGGAGACUUGAAAGUAUAUGCGAUGCAACCACACGGUGGCCAACCUGAAUCAGACUCCGAUUCAAGUGGGACCUCCACCGAUCACCCUCAUACUGCAAACUAUGCAGUUUCACCUCGGGAGCUGAGCUUGUGCCUUCACGAGCUAAUUGAAUCAAGGCUCGAAGCACGCAUCAAGGAGCUCGAGGCAGCACUUCAAAACAGCCAAAAGAGAGUGAAUUCUCUUGAAUGGCAACACAUAGCUUCUCAGAGAGGUUUGGCCUAUGGCGAAUUAGGAUCUUCAUCUACUCCAGAAAGUCCGACCCUUGUAAAUGAAGUCAAUGAGAUGUACAACGAGGCUUAUGGGGAGAUAAUCAGGGUGACAGAUACUGAUCAAGAUACCCCAGAAGUGGUAUGUAACGAUAACCGUGUUGAGAGAGAUACGUCUUGGUCUGAUAGAAGACUUUUUGAGGAUCAAAGUAGAGAAAGAUGGUCAAGAAGGUUGGUUCAUGGGAAAACAGGGGCGUGGGAUGAGCGGAUUGAAAGAAGUCGUGGAUUGUUUGAGGUUGUUGAGAGUGAAGAUGAAGAUGAUGAUGAGUUUUUGAUCAGACAAAUUGUGGAGAAAACCAGGCAAGGUUCUUCUUUUUAGUUUUGAAUGCUCAUCUGAUGAUGUACUCUAUGGAUGAAUGUGACAAAAGAAAUAUAUGAAUGAAGAAGAUAAAAAAUAUAGAAAGUAAAAAAGAAAGAAUAUCUUGUACAGAGAUUCAUUAGAAAAUGCAAUGAUUGGUAGAUAGAAAGAUGGAUAUGUUUGUAAGUAUUCGGAAUUUACUAUGCAAAAUGGGCCUAAAGAAAGUAAUUUCAUUUUUGUCCCCUAAA
Molecule: messenger RNA, 2928 nt
Organism: Camellia sinensis
Lineage: Eukaryota; Viridiplantae; Streptophyta; Magnoliopsida; Ericales; Theaceae
Biological process (GO): asymmetric cell division
Source: RefSeq, a predicted model, not a curated record